Haliotis rufescens (red abalone) is the source of this 1782-nucleotide messenger RNA. Its product is annotated as C-type lectin lectoxin-Lio3-like. The record is from RefSeq and is a predicted model, not a curated record. Lineage: Eukaryota; Metazoa; Mollusca; Gastropoda; Lepetellida; Haliotidae. The coding region runs from base 27 to 686 and encodes 219 amino acids. The transcript is spliced from 3 exons.
GUGAGUGCUAGUCGGUUACACGCAACAUGGACGUGUUUCUCACGCUCUUCUUUACCAACCUCAGCCUUCCCUGCACCCCCAUCACGACUGCCCCGACGGCCACAUGGUGCGUCGUGCGCUGUCUCGACACCCCACCCUGCAACUCCGUCUUCUACCACGAGGCAAGUCAGCAGUGUUGUCCCACCACGGAGGUGUACACGCAGGACUCCUCAUCACUGUUACCACGGGACGGGACGGACUACUUCAUCCGCCCAUCUUUAAUACCUGUGACACCUGUAAUUAAGUGUCCCCCAGGAGCCACCUUGUUCACAACAGAGGCCGUUUGCGUUACCUUGACAACACCAAAACAGUCAUGGCAGAAUGCUGAUAAUGAAUGCACUGGACAGUCAUUCAAUGGAAUGGAUUACCGAAUGAUAACUUUUAAAACUGAAGCUAAAUACGAAGAAAUCAAACAGUUUCUUGGGACAGACGUCGAAGGGGUUUGGACCGGCCUGAAAUACAAGGAUGGAGAUUGGAAGUGGUAUGAUGGAACCGUUGGUCAGUUUCAGCCAUGGAAUCCCAAUGAACCAAAUUUUCUAGACUCCGAACUGUGUGCCGUCAUAUACAGGCCUACACAUUGGACUCUGCAUAACAACUACUGUUAUGUCGCCUGGAGUGUGAUGUGCGAAGUUCCAGCUCGCAUAUAAUGUGUGUGCCACGUCCGAUCGAUGACAUUAGUUAAUAAACUCCUUACCAAGAUCAUAAGCAAUCUCUGCUAACAGAUUCCGAUUAUAUCACAUUACAUACUCGUAGAAAGAUCACGUUAACGGGUGGGUGUAUCUAUUGUACAUUGAACUACUAAUGUACCUCACCCGCGAUGAGCCGGAGUAGAAAAGGUCCUUAGCAUCCCAUGCUUGCCCACGCAACCCAUUAUUUACAGACCGCCGUCAUAUUGCUGGAAUGUUCUGUUAUUGUAACAUUCUACUAUUGUACUAUUCUGUCACAUUGUAACAUUCUACUAUUGUUCUAUUCUGUCAUAUUGUAACAUUCAACUUUUGUUCUAUUCUGUCUUACGACAAGCAUAUUCGCCUUUUACGGCAAGCAUGGGUUGCUGAAGACCUAUUCUACCCCGGAUUUUCACCGGCUUUAAACUCGAUGUAAAAGCAGUGAAAGCUUCUGGUUGACUGGUUGUGUUUUGUUAUUUAUAUUGCAAAAGUAUAUCUCCCUGCUUCAGCUAAAAUGUUUGGGCUUCAGUUUUCCCACUGGGCCUACAUUGUUUCAAUGUUCUGGCCCUUAAAGCUCUCAGUUACUCUGCUGAGUUUCAGACACUGCAUGGCUGCAUGAGUGCGUGUAGGAUGGCAUGGCCAUUUUAGCCAAGAGGGAAUACCAUCGGUGUGUUGGGUACGGAUACGAAAGCCUCCAAGCAAGGAAUUUGGGUAAAUAAUUUAGUUUCAACAUAAUUGGGACACAGCGUCAGCAUCCUAUCAGUAUCUAUUGAUGUCUCUGAGGAUAACGUGCACUCUAAGUACACAAGCAGUUAAAAGUUUGUUAUACAUAUAUAUCUUACCAUAUUUGCGUUCUAAUGGUCCCAGCAGUCGCAGCAGUCAAGGUAGGUGACAAUAACGGGCUACAUAAACGUGCACAAAAGAUCGAUCUUGCUCGAAGAAAAACCCCUAAAAUACCAUCACUGCUUAAAGACUUGACAUUUGUCUCUGAUAGGAUUUAGACGCCAUGUUGUCUAACUGUAGAUAGGAUUUGUAGUCUUAACAAUCACUGGGGUGUGACCGUGUAGGCGGGAUCUCA